AUGUUGCAUUCUUGUGACACUGUCAUCUCCAGUUCUAGUGCUCUCCAUUUACUGUUGCCUGCCAGCUAUACUACAUGGUACCCUACAGACCUCGACAUUUAUGUGCCUCUUUGCACCUUCCAUUACCUUACCUGGUUACUAAACAACCAUGGCUACUCCUCCAUGUCUAAAGGUGCUGUUAAUCAUUCUACCUAUUCUUACUCAAAGAUUGCCAGCAUCUACACCUUCUCUGAUGGCAUUCAUAUGAUGGAUGUCAUUGUAUCCAAAACCUCUGCAGCAUUCUCUCCUCUUUUCCAGUUUCACUCUACCACCUUAAUGAAUUUUGUCAGUCAUGACCAGAUCUUUUGUGUGUAUCCAUCCCUCACUCUGCACCAUCUGUCCCUUAUCAAU
Messenger RNA from Pisolithus orientalis, 390 nucleotides. RefSeq lists its product as uncharacterized. The transcript has a single exon. The record is from RefSeq and is a predicted model, not a curated record. Lineage: Eukaryota; Fungi; Basidiomycota; Agaricomycetes; Boletales; Pisolithaceae. The annotation marks the transcript as partial.